This is a messenger RNA of Phragmites australis (common reed), 2188 nucleotides long. Its product is annotated as L-type lectin-domain containing receptor kinase SIT2-like. Gene Ontology annotation, cellular component: plasma membrane. Bases 82 to 2097 code for a protein of 671 amino acids. The record is from RefSeq and is a predicted model, not a curated record. The transcript has a single exon. Gene Ontology annotation, biological process: protein phosphorylation. NCBI's taxonomy places the organism in Eukaryota, Viridiplantae, Streptophyta, Magnoliopsida, Poales, Poaceae. Gene Ontology annotation, molecular function: carbohydrate binding; ATP binding; protein kinase activity.
GGCCUCCCUACCGAGCAUAAGAGAGUUUAGCAUAAAGAAUAUCACACUUGCUUGUCACAAAGCUAGACUUGCCUUGCUACCAUGAAACGUAUGCGCUUCCUCCUCCACCUCCUCCACCUCGGCCUGAGCCUUGCCAUCUUGUGCACCGGCGAUGACCAGGAUCAAUUCGUCUACUCCGGCUUCCACGGCACGAACUUUACCAUGGACGGCGUCGCAGCGGUCACGGCGGACGGCAUGCUCGAGCUGACCAACGGCACGCUCCAACGCAAAGGUCACGCGUUCUACCUGACGCCGGUGCGCCUUCGCGACUUUGCCAACGGGACGGUGCAGUCGUUCUCCACUUCCUUUGUGUUCGGCAUCAUCUCCGACCACGUCGAGCUGAGUGCGCACGGCAUGGCGUUCGUGGUUGCCGCCAGCAGGGACUUCUCCACCGCUUUGCCCAGCGGGUACCUGGGCCUCCUCAACGUCCAGAGCAACGGCAACGCCAGCAACCGCCUUUUCGCCGUCGAGCUCGAUACGAUGCAGAACGACGAGUUCCGCGACAUCAACGACAACCAUGUAGGCAUCGACAUCAACAGCCUUCACUCAGUGCAGUCCUACCCUGCCGGCUACUACGACGACGGCAACGGUGACUUCCGCAACUUGACCUUAAUUAGCGGUGAGGCCAUGCAGGUUUGGGUGGACUACGACGCAGAAGCCACACAGAUCAGUGUGGUUAUGGCGACUCUCAACACGGCCAAACCUGCGAGGCCACUAGUGUCAGCCAGGUACAAUCUCUCAACAGUUCUCACCGACUCGGCGUUCAUUGGCUUCUCUGCAGCGACCGGCGGAACGCUGAAAUCGCGACACUAUGUUCUCGGCUGGAGCUUCAGCUUGAACCGUCCUGCUCCGGCCAUUGACAUCAGCAAGCUACCAAAGCUACCUCGUGUUGUCUCCAAGGAUAGGUCAAGAAUCUUGGAGAUUGUCUUGCCAGUAGCAACUGCAGCCUUCCUCCUUAUCAUCGGCAUGGCCAUUUUCCUUCUGGUGAGGAGACAUCGCAAGUUUGCUGAGCUGCAUGAAGAUUGGGAGGUUGAGUUUGGUCCGCACAGGUUCUCAUACAAGGAUUUGUUCCAUGCCACGGAAAGCUUCAAGAACAACAACCUUCUCGGCAUUGGAGGGUUUGGAAGGGUGUACAAGGGGUUGCUCCCAAUGUCUAAAUCAGAAAUCGCGGUUAAACGGGUGUCACAUGACUCAAUGCAGGGCAUGAAGGAGUUCAUCGCGGAGGUUGUGAGCCUUGGUCGCCUCCAACACCGCAACCUCGUGCAGUUGCUUGGGUAUUGUCGGCGCAAAGGCGAACUUCUCUUGGUAUACGAUUACAUGUCAAAUGGAAGCCUUGACAAGUAUUUGCAUGCUCAAGACGGGCAGCGCACUUUAGAUUGGGUUAAGAGGAUCCAAAUCAUCAAAGGUGUUGCAUCAGGCUUACUGUACCUCCAUGAAGAAUGGGAGAAAGUGGUCAUCCAUCGAGAUAUUAAGGCGAGUAAUGUCCUCCUUGAUAAUGAGAUGAAUGCACGACUAGGAGACUUUGGCCUUGCAAGACUCUAUGACCAUGGAUCUGACCCAAAAACAACCCACGUGGUUGGCACUAUAGGUUACAUAGCUCCAGAGCUAGGACGCACCGGUAAGGCAUCCCCUCUGACAGACAUAUUUGCCUUUGGCAUAUUCAUUCUUGAGGUCACAUGUGGACAGAGGCCUAUCAAGCAACUCAGACAAGAUACCGAUGUCUUAUUGGUCGACUGGGUGCUUCAUCACUGGCAGAACGGAUCACUCACCGAUACAGUAGAUGUUAGGCUUGAAGGAUACUUUGACAAUGACGAAGCAUCCUUGGUGCUAAAGCUAGGACUAUUAUGUGCACAUCCAUUCAUUAAUGCAAGACCCACCAUGCGACAAGUCAUACAGUACCUUGAUCGCGACAUGGCAUUACCAGAGUUUAUGCCAACCUACCAAAUAUCCAACAUGAUGGUCCCAGAGCUAAGAGAGGGAUUUGAUCAGUACAAUACGUCAAGCCAAAAAUCAAAGGCAAGCAAUGGGAGCAUAUCUAGCCUCUCAGGGGGAAGAUAAUAUAUGGUCUCUAAUGUUCUUAAGAGUACUAGCUUGUAGGAAUAUUGAGAGUACACCAAAGCAUAAUAAACUGUACAAAAUAUAGAAUAGG